AUGCUUCCUGAACUGGAAGACUUGACUCCGCAAUGUGAUAUCUCGACUGACGAUGUGGGAGUUUCCGGAAAGUCUACUCUGAAGGAAGAACAGAAGUUGCGAUCUAUUCUGGUGUAUCACAACAAGAUCUCCCUAGGAGAUGGAAAUGCAGCUCCUGCGCCUACUCAUAUAUUUAUUUGUGAUCUGGACGUCGGUGAUGCACAACCCAUCGCCCUGAGACCACGUUCGGUCGGACCCCACCUCCUUCCGAAAGUAUACGAGCUUCUUAAGAAACGUUUGGAGACGAAUUUGAUCGAGCAUUCGGAGUCACCCUGGGCAUCGCCAAUAGUCAUCGUUCUGAAGAAAAACGGAAUUGACAUCAGGACGUGUAUAGAUUACCGGGUCGUGAAUGGUUUUCUGAAACUAUCGUGUUACCCGUUACCUCUGAUCGACGAUCUUCUAAUCGGUUUCGAAGAUGCGAUGUUUAUGAGCGGUGACAUGGCCAGUGGUUUUGGGGCCGUGAAGAUGUCAGAACGAGCAAAGUUGAUAUCCGCCUUUGUGUGUCCGUUCGAAUAUUUUCAGUGGGUAGGAAUGCCUUUCGGACUGAAGAACGCUCCCCUCAUCUACCAAGCUGUGAUCAACAACCGCUUAUGGGGGUUCGUCAGACUCUCUCCGGCGGAGGAAGCUGACGUGGACAGUGACGUUUUAGAGCAUCUGGGGCUGACACUUUCCGACCGAAGCGAGAUUGCCGAACGGAACGUUCCCAUCCUGACGGAGACGAUGACUGUUUUCAAACGAAACAUUCCAGCGCAACCAGAGAUGGGACCUGUUCUCGGAAGGAGCUCCUACAUCAAUGAUAUCGCUCAUGAUGCUGCGACUUGGGAUCAGCUCUGCGACGACCUCAAUGAAUUACUUUUCCGAUUGCGUUACUGGAAUAUUUCAGUAAGUCUUCCCAAGAGCCGAAUUUGGAAAUUUGGUCAUACCGUACAUUUCUCACGAAAUCAGCGCCUAAGGGAUACGUGCCGUUCCGAAAAUUGCGAAAGGAGUUCAAGGGAUCAGCUCUGCGACGACCUCAAUGAAUAA
This is a messenger RNA of Phytophthora megakarya, 1062 nucleotides long. The record is from the annotation of a GenBank genome assembly. Lineage: Eukaryota; Oomycota; Peronosporomycetes; Peronosporales; Peronosporaceae.